This is a messenger RNA of Macadamia integrifolia, 1470 nucleotides long. Its product is annotated as ribonuclease H2 subunit B. Gene Ontology annotation, biological process: RNA catabolic process; ribonucleotide metabolic process. NCBI's taxonomy places the organism in Eukaryota, Viridiplantae, Streptophyta, Magnoliopsida, Proteales, Proteaceae. Gene Ontology annotation, cellular component: ribonuclease H2 complex; nucleoplasm. Bases 371 to 1213 code for a protein of 280 amino acids. The transcript has 10 exons. The record is from RefSeq and is a predicted model, not a curated record.
AUCCAGAAUUGGUCCAAUUCUAAGUUUUCCUGGCGUGAAUUGAGAAAAAACUCGCCAAUUUUAAGUAUUCCUGACGUGAAUUAAGAUUUUUCUAUAUAUUUUAAGAUCGAAUUUUCCUUAAAACCACAGUGAAAGGGUAUCGCAUUGGUGAGACUGGCACACUGCAAAGGGUUCAGAGAGGGUACACUAGCAUACCAAAACCCGCGCGGAGGGAAACUUUCUCUAAUUAUAAAUACAGAUUAGGUUCUACACGUAGCAUAUAUUUCAAGUUCGACCACUAUUCCCGCCUUUACUAACUGCAGCCGCUGACUCAAACCCUGAAGGGAGGUCUAAAAGCUUUCACUUCCCGGGAAUUGCCUAACACAUCCAAAUGGCUUGGCGUGAUGGCUUUGAAGAAACUCGCGUUCUCAUUGCACCCGUACCUGGUCCUUCUACUACAAUUGAAAAUGGUAAAGGAACUUUGUUGUCUCUUCGCCAUCCAAAGUCAGGAAACCCAGCUUGUUAUUUCUUCGUCAACAACUCCCUCCAAGAAUUUCAUUGGUUCAAGCAAUCCUAUGGCUCCUGGUUCCUAGGGGAUUCUGUUUGUGAAGAUGGCGGCCUGCAUUGUGCCACACCAGUUGACCCUGUUUUUAUACUGUUGCCCAUUUUUGAGGAUGCUCGAAUGAAGAAAGGGCAUGACCAGGGGAAGUUCAGGCAGUUAGAUGAAAUAAUGUUUGUUAGUGGUUAUCCUGGAUAUCAACAUCUAUUAUCCAUUACAGAAGAUUCCAUGAAAGUAGUUUGUGAAAUAAAAGAAAUGGGAUCCUUAAAAUUCUAUAGGCUUGAUGACUCCAAGGUUUUAUCUUGGUUGUGCCAUAAGGUGCACCAGUUAAAAACGAUACUACCCACACUAGACAAAAACUAUGCUGUUCAGAAUGAGCAGGAUACAUUAAAAGAUGCGGUCUCUUUGAUAGGGGAGUAUUUGAAGGAUGAGCCUUGGUUGAAGCUCUUGUGUGGUAAACUAAGGAUAGAUCUACAAGAGGCAACUAGAAAAGUAACAGCUCAUGAUAUCCUUCCUACUGCUACAGAGAGUAGCCCAGGGUCAUCUCAUUCCUUGCCGAGUGGGAGUGACAAGAAAACGUCAAACAGUGCAAAACAAGCUAAGAAGAUGAAAACAGAGACGGGCUCACAUAACAUCCAAGACAUGUUUCGCAGGUCUUCAAGAAAGAAGAGUUGAAUGAAAUCAAUAACGUUAGUCUUGGUACGCAAGGACAUAAAGCAUAGCCCCUACAAGCCUCCAUGCCAUCUGAUAGGGAACUGAAUCAUUAGUAGCCUGUUUGUGAUUUUCUCAGGGUAAUCUAUUAUUGUUGUGAGAAUUAUGACAUGAAACUUCUGUAGGGUUGUUCUUGAUGAGCCAAACGAAGUUGUAUCAUUGCAAUUUCAUUGUAUUUUUCAAUUCAGUUUCUAAUCAUCUUUACAUGUUUCUUUCAAUAA